AAAGGACUGUAAAAGCAGGUCAGUACAUGGGCUGCAUGGUGAAACAGGACUGCUGGAGAGCUGGGCACAGUCUGCCUCCUGCUGCUGCUGUUCUCUCUCUUCAAUUAUUUAUGCUCCAAAUGGAUGAAGUGGUCAUCAGUACAGGGCUGGGGAGGGGUCCGGCCCUCUGUGUGAGUAGCAAUCUGCAGUUUAUGAAAAGGAGAAGUAAAUGUUCCCUACACACGGAAUUUUUGUCCCUUGAAUUUCCACGAACUGCUUGGCUACUUAUGUGUGAGUCCAAAAUUGUGCUGCCCUUGUGUGAAUUGGGCAAGGCCAUUUGGGCACGUUAGCCAAAUGUGUAAGUGUGACAGAUGUUGUGGUCUGAUCCUUGCUGAUGCUAACGAAGUAGCAGUUCAUUUAACCCCUAGAGAUGCUUGUGACACUGUUGCUCAGCUGCUGGGUUGCAGCCUGCUGGGGCCUUAUGAAAGGCAGUUCAUAGGUACAGAGGUGAAAGUGCUGCUGCUGUCUAAAUGAAGGAGAAACCCAGUCCCUGCAUGCUUUUAGUCUUCAAAGUCAAGGAGUCUCAUACAACCUCUUAAUGCUCUCAGGAAUAAUACCAACUGCACACCAAUGCUAUUCUCUGCCGGACUCUCCUGGCAGGAAAUAGAUGUAAGGCUGUUGCGACGGUCCUGUCCCGCCCUUCGAGCAGAGGGUGCUUUGCAGCAAGAUCUGAGGGGAAGCUAGUCUGGAGAGGAACAGCCUGAGUCUGCUGUCUUCUGGAGCCCAUACAGCUACCCUGUCUCGGCCUAAGUUGCUGUUCGUUAAAUACCCAAUGAAAUGGACAUCUUGGGAACCCAGGGAGGAUUCCAUGUUCAGCCAGCUGGUUGCUCACUGUGCCAGGCCAGGUUGGGUCCUUGCUGUGUUAGAGCUCUGCUGAAUUAGUUUUAAAUACUCAGUCCAAGGGGUUUCCCCAGCAGUUCUGUGUCACCGCACUGCUGUAGCAGUGGCUGCUGUAGCUGUGCUGCUGCUGUCAGACGGAGCCCACAUGUGCUGAACCCAAGCCUGGAGAGCUCUGCUCCAUCUUCAACGUUUCAAGCAAUUCUUGCUGAGAUAUCUGCUAACUAAGCCAGGAGGGUUUCUCUGGUUUCUCUUCCAGUUCAGGUGACUUCUGUGCUACUUUUUUUUUCUGGAUAGUAGAGUAGACUGGAGGGCACCUUCUUUGCUCACCCACAUAGCUUUCUUGCCUGACCAACACUAUGUCUUUGUCCCCUUCCUGCCCCAGGCAGAGAUUUCCUUGGGACAGUGAAAUCUCCCGGAGCAACCCUCCGUUACUUAUGAAGGAAAUAUGCGACAUCUCUAAUACAUUGUGUGACUUCAGAUUUUUGUGAGGCAUAUGCAAGUUGUUUCAUAGCAUACUGGAAUAAUUCCAUAUGGGCUGGAUUUUGUCUCUCUGUGUGUGUAUGUCUACAGUGUGGUUAGCCUUGAAGCACAGGAAAAAUAUUUGUCGGCUGUUACGCAUUCCUUUUGUCCCAAAGAAUCGUCCCUGGAGCAGUGAAGAGAUUUGCAGUCAUCUUGUUCCCACAGGGAUGUUCAGGAGCUGGAUUUGUGUGUGGUGUAUCAGAAAGGCAGGGAUCACAUCCCAGAACACGUGCUCCUCAUCAGUAUGUGUGCUGCUGUUCAUCCGUGACUUGGUAUCCCAGAAACAUCGUUUAAAACGAAUAGUGGAAGUUGGCACUGAGUGUGCUGAGGGGAAGGAUUUGUAUGUGCGACACUACCCAGAGCGGCUGGACCGCAAAAAGCCAAAGACAUCUUCUGUUGCUCCCAAUUCAAGACCAUGAGAAGCAGUACGUGGGCUUUGCCACUCUGCCGAACCAGGUCCACCGGAAAUCUGUGAAGAAAGGUUUCGACUUCACCCUGAUGGUUGCAGGAGAGUCAGGUCUGGGCAAAUCCACGCUCGUGAACAGCCUGUUCCUGACGGAUCUCUACAAAGACAGAAAGCUCCUCAAUGCAGAGGAGAGAAUCAACCAGACAGUGGAGAUUGUGAAGCAUACAGUGGACAUUGAGGAGAAGGGCGUCAAGCUGAAGCUGACCAUAGUGGACACACCAGGCUUUGGAGAUGCUGUUAACAACACUGAGUGCUGGAAGCCCAUCACUGACUACAUCGACCAGCAGUUUGAACAGUAUUUCCGUGAUGAGAGCGGCCUGAACAGGAAGAACAUCCAGGACAACCGAGUGCAUUGCUGCCUCUACUUCAUCUCGCCCUUCGGGCACGGGCUGAGGCCUGUGGAUGUCGAGUUCAUGAAGGCUCUGCAUGAGAAGGUCAACAUUGUGCCGCUCAUUGCCAAAGCUGACUGCCUGAUCCCCUCUGAGAUCCGGAAGCUAAAAGAGAGGAUCCGGGAAGAGAUUGACAAAUUUGGCAUUAAAGUAUAUCAGUUUCCUGAGUGUGACUCUGACGAAGAUGAGGAGUUCAAGCAGCAAGAUAGAGAGCUGAAGGAGAGUGCUCCCUUUGCUGUCAUCGGCAGUAACACAGUGGUGGAAGCAAAAGGCCAGCGAGUCCGUGGACGGCUGUACCCGUGGGGCAUUGUGGAAGUGGAAAAUCAGGCGCACUGUGACUUUGUGAAGCUGCGGAACAUGCUGAUCCGGACACACAUGCACGACCUGAAGGAUGUCACUUGUGAUGUCCAUUAUGAGAACUACCGAGCUCAGUGCAUCCAGCAAAUGACCAGCAAGCUGACUCAGGACAACAGGAUAGAAAGCCCAAUUCCUAUCCUGCCUCUCCCAACACCGGACACUGAGACAGAGAAGCUGAUCAAAAUGAAGGACGAGGAGCUACGGCGGAUGCAAGAAAUGCUGCAGAAGAUGCAGCAGCAGAUGCAGGAUCAGUGAGAUGCAGGUACUUGGAGGGCAAAGGGAAUCCCUCAGCGACCAACCGAAGUCUGGCAAGAGCUGUGGACGUUUAAAAAGAGGUUUCCCAUUGUAUAAAGACUUGUGGGCAAGAGCUGCACCUGCACCCUCUAAUUUAUUAGCAGCAAUGCUGGCUUUGCGGUCAGCUGGGUUGUGGAGAAGGCUGUUCACUUAACUGUUUACUGAUGUGUAUUUCUUUUUUUAUUAUUCUUUCUUUUCUUUUUUUCUCGUUUUGUUUUUUUUUCAAAAGGAACUAGCCUGGGAAGUCUCUUAAGGCAUCUUAAAAAGGGGAAAAAAAAGAAAAGAAACAGGUCUCCGUU
Molecule: messenger RNA, 3203 nt
Organism: Cygnus atratus (black swan)
Lineage: Eukaryota; Metazoa; Chordata; Aves; Anseriformes; Anatidae
Gene: SEPTIN5
Product: septin 5
Exons: 11
Coding region: 1741-2865 (374 amino acids)
Biological process (GO): cytoskeleton-dependent cytokinesis; regulation of exocytosis
Cellular component (GO): cell division site; septin complex; synaptic vesicle
Molecular function (GO): GTP binding; molecular adaptor activity; GTPase activity
Source: RefSeq, a predicted model, not a curated record